Molecule: messenger RNA, 1581 nt
Organism: Leishmania braziliensis MHOM/BR/75/M2904
Lineage: Eukaryota; Euglenozoa; Kinetoplastea; Trypanosomatida; Trypanosomatidae
Exons: 1
Coding region: 1-1581 (526 amino acids)
Source: RefSeq, a predicted model, not a curated record
AUGCGUGGGCGGCGGAAUAUUCGGGUAGCCGCUACGAGCAUUUCGCCUGUCGCGGUUUCUCCGCCCAAACUGAGCGGUGCGGCGAAAUCAGCUGAGGCCAGUCUGGUCUUUUCAGCGCACAGCCUGAUCAUUCCAGGUGCACCAAACCGAGAUGCUGCAGAGACUAAUACCGAAGACGAGGCCAUUUUCGAGGAUUUCUUUCGUGCAACGCAGCGCCACUAUUAUGUCUCUGCGGAGGAGAGUAUUCGCAGUCACCUUCUCGCCGGCGAGGAGGUGGCUUUCACAAACCUGAUUAUCGAGGCGCUGCAGGCACGCGCCGAACUCCUUGCUGGAGACGAGGCAGCAGAGCUUGUGAUCAGGGCCGCACGAGAGCGCGCAGAGCAGCGGCGAGUCAUGAUGGAGGAGAUUGAGAAAGAAGUGGCCUUGCGGAUGCACGACCAGCGCACUGCAGAACUCCUGGCCAUCGAGUUCGAGGCGCUGCUACCGGCCCACGCUGCCGGCUGCGAGCGCAUCCGAUGUGAGGAGACCACCGACCUCAGUGAGCUUUUUCGCUGGGAGAAGGAGUACCGCCCUCUGGGGGCCGGGUGCUUCAUCAAAGCCCCCGAGGUGGAUCGUCGCCUCACGUCUGCCAGACGUCGUACCAGUAAACCGCCAUUUCCAGGGAGCAGAUUGCCACUGGUGAGGGGCUCUGGUCGUGCCUUGUCGGUGCGCAGCUCCCGGGAGUAUUUGGCCCAGUUGCGACAAAAGAGCGCGUCAAGCCGCUUUUCUGGUGCUGCGCUCUGCCCGCUGGCGACCACCACGACUGGGGCCGCGGCGACACCGGGGCCUCUGCUGGAUGGGACGCUGCUGGCGACUGAUGAAGCCCUCUUUGAGGAGGAAGGGCGGGCGCGCCUUCAGGCAGAGAGGAACCGGCGCCACGCAGAGCUUUGCGAGCAGCGCCAAGUGAAGGACCUUCAGAAGACCGCGGCAGAUGCGCGCGAGUGCGUGCUCGCCGAGGAAUCAACGUGCUGGAUGCAAAUCACGCGCCUUAUAGUGGACGGCAUCUAUGCAGCGCAGGAAGCGACGCGGAGCCGGGAAAAGCGUGAGGCUGUCGAGGGCGCCGCCGCGGCGCAGCGUGCAACGCAGAAGCAAGCAGUCAAGGAACGUCUGUUGCGUCAGCGAGGACUCUCGGUGCCUAAGUCCAACGAGGGCGAGGGCGAUGUCGCAAGCGUUGAACGACAGGUUACGAGAGAGAGCACCGAGGAGGGAGCUCAUCUUCCAAAGCAACAGGCAGCUGCACCCGAUUCAGCUGCACUUGCACAACCUAGGCGGGGCAGUUCCACUUCCACUGUACCGGAUGUCUUCUCUCCGACGAGCGCCUCGCUUGUGAACCACUCGAGCGGCGCGCUGCCAGAGAGUGAAAACACACCGGGAGAGGCAUAUGUUGUCGUAGGUCAUGAUCUUGCGCAUCUGCGUCUGAUUGCAGGCGAGAUUACCGACCAGAAUGCGUGCAAGGAGCUCACCGCGCUAACAAAACGUGAGACUGAGACAGAACUCGGGGGUGAAGUGGAGGGAGAGGUAGAUCUCUGUGGAGGGCGCUGA